Molecule: messenger RNA, 1320 nt
Organism: Aspergillus mulundensis
Lineage: Eukaryota; Fungi; Ascomycota; Eurotiomycetes; Eurotiales; Aspergillaceae
Product: ubiquitin domain-containing protein DSK2
Exons: 2
Coding region: 1-1320 (439 amino acids)
Biological process (GO): ubiquitin-dependent protein catabolic process
Cellular component (GO): cytosol
Molecular function (GO): polyubiquitin modification-dependent protein binding
Source: RefSeq, a predicted model, not a curated record
AUGGCCGACGAUACCGCCACGGCGGAGGAUGUGCCCAUCACCUUCAACAUCAAGGCUUCAAACGAUGCGAAGUUUACGCUCACAUUGCCCGUUUCAACGCCAGUGUCGGAGCUGAAGGAGAAGCUAUCUUCGUCGGAAUAUGCCGACACCCCAGCAGAGCGCCAGCGCCUGAUAUAUUCUGGACGUGUCCUAAAAGACAACGAUACGUUAGCGACCUACAAGAUAAAAGACGGACAUACUAUCCACCUCGUAAAGAGCGCCGCUAGCAACCAACAGCGUCCGCCCGCGGCUGCGACCCCAACGUCAAGCAGCAGCACGCCAAACCCAGCAAGCACCGGAGUCCCAACGAACUUGGCCGCUGGCACAGGGAACAACCCUCUUGCUGGUCUGACCGGCGCACGAUAUGCUGGAUUUGCGCAACUUCCCGGCGCUGGCAUGUUUGGCCCAGAUGGAGGGAUGGGGCCCCCUCCCGAUGCCGAAUCGAUGUUGAAUAUGCUUGAGGAUCCCCAAGUCCAGUCCAUGAUGAACGAAGCUCUACAGAAUCCGGACAUGAUCGAUAUAAUGAUCCAGUCGAACCCCCUCUUGCGUGAUAACCCUGGGGCCCGCCAAAUGCUACAGAGUGACAGUUUCCGUCGUAUGAUGACCGAUCCUAGUACAAUGCGCCAAAUGAUGCAAAUGCAAAGAGCAAUGGGAGGCCUUGGUGGUGGCAAUGCUGCUUUCCCUGCCCCAGGGGUUACCAACACAACGCCCGAGGAUAAUAGGAAUGAGCAAGGCAACAACAGCAACAACGACAAUGGUGCCAAUCUCACUCUUCCUCCGUUCCCCGCUUUCAACCCUUUUAUGCAGCAGGGUCUUGGCGCUGGCAAUCCGUUCGCCGCUCUUUUCGGAGGGAACCAGGCUGGUCAGCCUGGAGCCGGGCAAACAGACUCGACAGGAUCAACUGGAGGUGGUGCUGCAUCAGAGCAAAAUAGACCUCCUCCCAGCCUCUUCAAUCCCAUCGGUGCCGGUGCGAAUCCUUUCGACCCUGACCAGAAUCCCAUUCUUCGCAACCCCGCGUUGAUGGAACAGUUGAUGCAGUCUCUGGGAGGCCCUGCGGGUCAGAGUGGUGCUGUUAAUCCAUUUGCAUCAUUGUUUGGUGGCGGCGGUUUCGGCAGUCCAGCCCCUCAGGAUAACAGGCCGCCGGAAGAGAGAUACGCGGACCAACUGCGUCAGCUCAACGACAUGGGUUUCUUCGAAUUCGAACGGAACAUCGAGGCUCUUCGUCGAUCAGGGGGCAGUGUACAGGGCGCGGUGGAAUACCUGCUGAGCCAUACCUCGUGA